AGAGCAUCUGGCCAAUGUGCAUCAGUUGUGGUCAGCAGCAAAAUCAAGUGAAUCAUCUCAGUGCACUCAAAGGCCUAAUUAGCCCAUCUCUACCUUUUGUGAAGUGAAAAGUCGAAGAAAACCCAAACAAUUCAAGAUGCCUUGCCCAUGCGGAAGCGGAUGCAAAUGCUCCUCCCGCACCAAGGGUUCCUGCAACUGCGGAACUGACUGCAAGUGCGGCGACAACAAGAAAUCCGCCUGCGGCUGCUCCAAGUAAACUUCCCCGAGAAGAUCUGGAGAGAACGGCGAUCCCUUAUCUCCGAACUGAUUUCUUUAAAUUUUCGCAUACAAAAAACAAUGUUUUUCUCAUUUUCCCACAUACACAAUGUCCAAUUAAAGUAAUUGAAACCUAA
Molecule: messenger RNA, 392 nt
Organism: Drosophila suzukii
Lineage: Eukaryota; Metazoa; Arthropoda; Insecta; Diptera; Drosophilidae
Gene: MtnA
Product: Metallothionein A
Molecular function (GO): metal ion binding
Source: RefSeq, a predicted model, not a curated record